Messenger RNA from Durio zibethinus, 2145 nucleotides. The record is from RefSeq and is a predicted model, not a curated record. Lineage: Eukaryota; Viridiplantae; Streptophyta; Magnoliopsida; Malvales; Malvaceae.
CACAAAACCGUAUAGAGAGGAUCUAACACAAAAACAUUGUAGGCAAAGUAGAGAAAAAUACCUUCCACAGUUCGCCAAGUAUCCUUCACUCUCUCUUUUCUUAUUCUCGUGUUCCAACUGUUCUUCCCUUCUUCUUCUUCUUCUUCAUCUUCUUCUCCCUGCAACUAUAACAAAAACUUCAAAACUACUCUCAUUUACUCACAAAACCUUCAACAUUUCCCAUUUUCAGAUAUAUUCUGGUGGUGAUUUUCUUUGUGGUGUUUUCUUCCAGUAGAUGGCAUUGGAAACAGCAACUCCCCCAGCUGCUCCCAGUGCCCAAGUUGUUGGAAAUGCUUUUGUCAAGCAAUAUUAUCACAUUCUUUACAACUCUCCAGAAUUGGCUCAUAGAUUCUAUCAUGAAUCAAGUGUGAUAAGCCGGCCGGAUUCCAAUGGUGUGAUGACAUCAGUGACAACCAUGCAAAAUCACCCAGUUCAAAGAAAUUCCAAUAUUGUUUUUCUUGAAAAUUCCAAUAUUGUUUUUCUUGAACAGGGUAUUAAUGAGAAGAUCCUUUCCUUGGAUUACACAAACCAUAAGGCUGAGAUUAAUACUGCUGAUGCUCAGAAGUCUUAUAAGGAAGGGGUAACUGUACUAGUAACUGGAUGUCUAAUGGGCAAGGAUAACUUGAAGAGAAAAUUUGCACAAUCUUUUUUCCUUGCUCCCCAAGACAAUGGGUACUUUGUUCUAAAUGAUGUAUUUAGGUACGUAGAAGAUGGUGAAUCCUUGGAAAAUGGUGUUCAUGAUGCUCCUAGAGUGCCUUCAACACAAGAACCUGAGCCUACUCAAGUUCUGGAUCCUUCUUCACCAGAUCCAGCAACUGCCCCUGUGGAAGAGAAUCAAAAUGUUGCUGAGCAAGUCUAUGAGCCAUCAGACCAGGAAAAGCGGUUGGUCAAUGAAAAAGAGGCUGUUUUGGAAUCACACUCUCAUUCAAAUGGUGAUGAUAUUCCCAUAGUUGUUGAAUCAGCGUCUUCUUCAACCCAAGAUGAUACUUCAAAGAAAUCUUAUGCAUCAAUUGUCAAAGUAACAAAAGGAGGUUCGGGGCCAACUAGAGUCUAUGUGCCUACUAAUACCACAAGAGUGACACCAAAGAAAAUGGAGAACCAGCCUCUUGUGUCCACAGCACCUGCUUCACCUGAAUCAUCUGCACCUUCUAGCAUUGAUGCCCCUAAGAGUAAUGACAUUCAUGAGGAAGUUGGGGACCAUUCCAUUUACAUUAGAAACUUGCCCUUCAAUUUGACAUCUGCACAACUGGAGCGGGAGUUUAAGAAGUUUGGACCAAUCAAGCAAGGGGGUGUCCAAGUUAGGAACAAUAAGCAACAGGGGUACUGUUUUGGUUUCGUUGAAUUUCUGUAUUUGAGCUCCAUGAAUGAUGCAAUUCAGGCUUCACCAAUUACAAUUGGAGAGCGUCAAGCUGUUGUGGAGGUAAAGAGAACUUCAACUAGAGUUGGUAUUGGAAGAGGUAGCUUGCCUUCCAGAAGAGGAGGGUUUCGAAGUAACAGCUUCAGGGGGCGAAACUAUGUUGGUAAUCGAAACUUUGGCAGAAAUGAAUACAGGAAUCGAGUUGAAUUUUCUGGUCGACCUAGGGGUUCAGCUGGGCGUGAAGGGAGAGGGAGAGUUAGCCGUACAAGUGGACCCUUACAGACUUCGGCUACUACUUGAAACCGCAUAGAGUGAACCUAUUUUUUUUGGUGGAAAAUUUUUUUGAUAGGGUUAGUGCUGGAGGAAUUGGAGGUAGGCACUUUACGUUAGUAAUUGAUUUGACAAGGAACCAAAUGUCGGAAUGAAUUGGAGCAAAUGUUUAAGAUGAAAGACAGUGAUGUACCUUGAAGAUUCAGUUAGAGAAUUUUUAUGUAGGGCCUCUUGGUGCCAUGAGAAACUUAAGGUCAUCCUCUAGAUUUCAUUAAAGUAACUUAUGAUUUUACAUUGAUGGAAAUCACUGAGUUUUUAGCAUGUGGUAGCUGUAGGGGGAUGACCCUAGCUUCAAAAUAGAUGGAAUCACCCUUUCCUUUUUUUGGUUUUUCCACUAGUUAUAUAUGCUGUCGUCAAUUUGUUGAAAUAGAUAUGAUUGUUGGAGUGGAGACAGAUGGGGUUCAUCUUCUUUUCUCUUA